GCUUUUUAAUAUAAGGCUCCAUUACACAAAGAAAGAAUGGAUAUGCUUAAGCAAAUAAGGUAAUGAACGUCAAUUCAAAUUCUAGCAUCAUAAAGAAAAACUUUUUUGAUCGUGUUGCAAUUAACACCAACUGUACUAGGGUGAAGUUUACCGGUAUAGGAGAAGAAGAGAGAGGUGGCAGCAGCAGAGAUAGAACAAUACCACCACAGAAAACUCAACUUUUUAAAGAAACAAAAAGAAUACCUAGCUGGUUGCACAGACAGUUUCCAAGGACAAUGAGUCGUGAUUAUGAUUCCAGUGAUAGCAUUGAUUAUCCAGCUGCGGUGGCAGCAGCUGCAUUUGCUAUAACAUCAAUUGAAGAAAAGAGUGAAUACGACCACAGAAGGACAAAUAGUGGAGGUGAUAAACCUUUGACAAAGAUCAAAAGUAAAGGAGAGGAUAUUGCCAAGAAACCUGAAAAGCUCUCAGAUGAAGCUUCAAAAUCAAGUUCAAAAAUUCCAUAUAAAAGUGAGCCAAUAGGGUCAACAACAAUCAAUCCGGAGCCAGUUAAAUCUGUGCCAUCUAUUAAGAAGAAACCAACUUUUGGAGAUACCAAACCUGAAAGUGAAGUUGUUGGAAAGCUCAAAAAAGUUCCAUCCAUUAAGAGAAUGCCAGCGUUUGGAGAAAGCACCCCUGAAAGCGAAGUUGCUGAAAAGGCCAAAAAGGCUCCAUCCAUUAAGAAAACGCCAACAUUUGGAGAUAGCAAACCUGAAAGUGAAGUUGCUGAAAAGGCCAAAAGAGCUCCAUCCAUGAAGAGAGCAUCUACAUUUCCGGACCAAAGCAUCGAUAUCAGACCUCCCAAGGCUCCUGAGGUUCCUGUUUCCGCUCCUGCUGUUCAGCCAACUAGGCAACUUUCCUCACAACCAGGCAUGGCUAAAGCGCCAAAUACAAUAAAGCCUGCAAGUGGAAAUUCUCAGGCAGAUAUCUGGGAGAAAGAAGAAAUGGAGAAAAUCAGGAUAAGGUACAAGAAGCUCAUAAAUGAAAUUGUGGACUGGGAGACUAAGAAGAAGAAGAAAGCAAAGCGCAACUUGGAGAAAGUUGAGGCUGAACUAUUAUCAAAUGAAAAAAUGAAAUUACAGGCUGAAUUAGACAGGCGUAGGGCAAAAGCCAGGAAACAUUUCAACGAUGAGGUUGGAAGGAUUGAAAGCAUUGCAGGAGGGGCCAAAGAACAAGCAGAUCAACAUCGAAAGAACGAAGAGCUAAAGGUGUUAGAGAAGGCAAAUAAGAUCAGAGUCACUGGAAAAAUGCCAUCAACUUGUUCAUGCUUUUAAAAGUACCAUUCAUAAGAAAUCUGUAAAAAAUGUAAAUUGGUAGAUCCAAAUUUAUUGGAGAAACAUGAAAAUAUACUAGGGCACAAUAUUCGCCGUGUAUAAGCUUUCAUAACAUCAUCACAAAUCAAUGGUGAUGUCAAGUUGUAAUUCUCCGGAGGGAAAUAAAUCUAUCUCAAUACAGUUAUAGUAGAAA
Solanum lycopersicum (tomato) is the source of this 1503-nucleotide messenger RNA. The record is from RefSeq and is a predicted model, not a curated record. NCBI's taxonomy places the organism in Eukaryota, Viridiplantae, Streptophyta, Magnoliopsida, Solanales, Solanaceae.